GUACUAAGGCAGGCUGUAUUAGGCCAUUGAAUUGGGUGGAGAGUUGCCACAUGGGAUUGGGAUUAAUUUAUGGUCAUAAAGAUAGAGAAUUUGGACAAGUAAAACUGCAGUAUAUGGAAUCACAACUGGAUUUGAUUGAGCAAUCAUUUGAUUUUCGAUACUCGUUAUGGGUUCGAGAAGCUCUAGAUGGAUUGCCUGAUUGUUUUACCAUAACUGAUCCUUGCAUUUCUGGUCACCCAAUUGUAUUUGCUUCGACUGAGUUCUUGAAAAUGUCUGGUUACUCAAGGCAUGAAGUGAUUGGAAGGAAUGGGAGUAUGUUUCAGGGAAUUAAGACUAAUAGGAGAUCAGUUAUGGAGAUAAGGGAGGCGAUUCGGGAGGAGAGGAGUGUACAGGUUAAUAUAUUGAAUUAUCGGAAAGAUGGGACACCUUUUUGGUUGUUGUUUCAUUUAUGUCCUGUUUUUAGUAAGGAGGAUGGAAAGGUUAUUCAUUUUGUUGGAGUUCAAGUACCGAUUUUAAGGAAGCUGAAGCGGUCUGGUACGGAGCUUGCAGGGAAUAAUGGGGUUAGAAUCUGUGAAAAUGGGUCAGGGCUUAAUGAGAAUAUGUUUGGGUGUUGUAGGAGGGAGGUCUACUCGGAUUCUGUGGCAGAAUUGGACCGUGUGUCAGCUUUGGAUUUGGUGUUGAGCGAUGAUAAAGUUGAUGAACCCUGCAAGGCAGGCGACAUAGAGAAGCAAAAGGCUGUCACUGCAAUGAACAACAUAUUUUCUGUGCUCACCCACUAUAGCGAGCUAACUGGGAGAUUAGUAUGCGGAAAGAGAUGCUGUGUACCUGUGACGAGUCCUCUGGGUGCGUCGUUAAAUAUAUCUCUUGGUAGAAUCAAACAGAGCUUUGUAUUGACUGAUCCUCAUUUAAAUGAUAUGCCCAUUGUUUAUGCAAGUGAUGCAUUCGUAAAAUUGACAGGCUACAGUAGAAACGAAGUAUUGGGACGGAAUUGUAGAUUCUUAAGUGGACAAAAUACCGAUCCCUCAACGCAGUUCCAGAUAAAGGAAAGUAUACGAAUUGAACAACCAUGCACGGUAUGCUUAUUAAAUUACAGAAAGGACAUGAGCUCAUUCUGGAACUAUCUUCAUAUUUCACCUGUCCGAAAUGCUUCUGGAAAGAUAGCAUACUUUGUUGGUGUUCAGAUAGAUGUCACUGACAAAAACCAGGAUGAAAAGUGCUCGGGUCCACACAUGAGGCAUCUUGGCGCUGUUGGAGCUGUCAAAGUGGCAGUAAGGGUCUCCUCGAUGGGUGCCAGCACCUCCAUGUGAGGUCAUAGGACAUGGUCUUCAUAUGUUGUGAGCAUUAUUAGUGCUCUGUGCGGCGGUACAUCUUAUAUCCAAUAUAUUUAAUCUUACUUCACCUGUGGACAUCUUCUUUCAAGAGUUGAUAGAGGACAGAAUACGUAAUAGGCCCUUGUUAAAAUCGGAGUCGCCACCUGUAUAUAUUAUAAAACAUUAUAUGGAGUGACAAUUUCUCAUGUAAGGAGAACAUAAGUUUCAAUAUAAAAUUGUUAUUUUUGGUUA
Messenger RNA from Daucus carota subsp. sativus, 1562 nucleotides. Its product is annotated as protein TWIN LOV 1. The record is from RefSeq and is a predicted model, not a curated record. Gene Ontology annotation, cellular component: nucleus. NCBI's taxonomy places the organism in Eukaryota, Viridiplantae, Streptophyta, Magnoliopsida, Apiales, Apiaceae.